ACAUGGUUGAGCGAUCCGUUUUGCUGGGCAUCUAUUACAGCUAGGGGGGGGUGGUAGCGAGGCCGAAAGUGCGGUGACGGCCUAGGCAAGGCCCGGCUGACCGACGAGGAAACGGACAGAGGAUGGAAAGGGGAUCACAAAGAAAUGAGACGGAACCAGCCCAGCAGCAAAAGCAAUGUCUCGCAGUGGCGGCAGCGGGGAUCCGGGGACAGGAACCAACUCCACGGGGCCGAUUGAGGCGGCGUGUCAGGUGUCGAGAUGUCCGAGCGAAUGGAUGACGGGCAGGUCAUGGAGUUGGCAGGUUGGCAGCUGGGCGCUGUGACGUGGGAGCGCGUCCUCUGGCUCCUCGGAUCGGGGCCAACACGCUCGGGAGGUGCAGAAGACGAGAGGUCGGAACGUGGCAAGCGGAGAUCGGGAGACGUCAAAGUCGAUAGUCUCCGGGCGCGGCCGCGAAUGCGAGCAUCAAAUGUCACUGGUGCACGGAAGAUGGCUUGCUGGUCUUGGGACCCGUGCCGUAUCUGUUCUCGGGAGCGAUUCCGUUUAAGGUACCAUUAUGCAGGACGAAGGGGCCGGUUUGAGGGUCGACAGAGCCGAGGCAGGCUGAGAGGGCGAAAGCGCGUGGGAUGGGAUGAUGGUGCGGAGAGCACGCGGAAGAGGGACGGCGCGAAGGAGACCAGACCAGGGAGUAGGUACCUAGGUAGGUAUGGAGUAGGGAGCAGGGAAUAGAGAUGGUCCCUUGCAGCGGCCGGCGAGGGUGAGUGAGUAGUGGUGGUGAAGGUAGUGAUAGUGAUGGUGAAGGAGGACGAUGGGAUGGAAGACGACGUCGGUUUUGUUCUACUAGGCGGAUAAUAGUCGACAAUGGUAGGUACCUGAG
Ilyonectria robusta is the source of this 874-nucleotide messenger RNA. RefSeq lists its product as uncharacterized. The record is from RefSeq and is a predicted model, not a curated record. Bases 259 to 726 code for a protein of 155 amino acids. NCBI's taxonomy places the organism in Eukaryota, Fungi, Ascomycota, Sordariomycetes, Hypocreales, Nectriaceae. The transcript has a single exon.